UACUCGCACGGCGUAUACGCCAGCCCGGAGCACACAGACGGCUCUGCAGAGGCUGCCUCGCAACAAGGGCAAGCAAAGCCGGCCGUGAAGCGAAAACGCGAGAACCGGUAUAAGAAUGCGCCGCCAUCAGUCCUAUCUCGUCGCCGAGCUCAGAACCGCGCCUCGCAACGAGCAUAUCGCGAGCGCAAGGACCAACGCAUUAAGGACCUCGAGAUGCUGCUCAGCGAAGCACAGCAGAAGAACGACGUUUUGAGCCAGGCGUACACGCAGCUUCAGGCCGAGUACCUCAAGUUGAAGAGCGAGCAG
Pseudomassariella vexata is the source of this 306-nucleotide messenger RNA. RefSeq lists its product as uncharacterized. Gene Ontology annotation, molecular function: DNA-binding transcription activator activity, RNA polymerase II-specific; transcription cis-regulatory region binding. The annotation marks the transcript as partial. The transcript has 2 exons. Lineage: Eukaryota; Fungi; Ascomycota; Sordariomycetes; Amphisphaeriales; Pseudomassariaceae. The record is from RefSeq and is a predicted model, not a curated record. Gene Ontology annotation, cellular component: RNA polymerase II transcription regulator complex.